UCCAGUGAUCUGCUGCCAGCAGAACAAGGCGGACCAGAGAGUAGAGGGGUGUUUACCCUCUUAGCAGAGUUGACUGUCAGACGAAGCUGCUGUUAGCAGCGCUAUGCUGUGCAACAACAAACGUACACUGUGAAUAUGUCAGGCAGCUGAUAGCAGACAGAGGAGCAGCCUGACCCAUGAACCAAUUUUGGGUGUGAACAACUUUGGGACACAAUGUCUCUCCUUUUGAUAUCCUGCCUUUUAAUCUUCCUGCUUGGCAUUGUGUUGCUAUGUGUUAUUUUCAGGUGGUUCAUAUGCACCCUGGCUGUGCGCUUCUUCCAGACUGCCCUGAACGCUGAUUUAAAGAUCAAAUCAAUAGGGCUGUUUUCUGUCCAGGGAGUUAGUAUCCAGUUUCACCCUCAGCAUACUCUGGAAAUCGACAGGAUAUGGAUUUCAAGUAAACUUCUAAACCAGGAUUUGCCGAGAUACUUGGCAUUAUGUGUUGGUGAAACUAGAGUGAGGUUUGACCUGCAAGCACCGCUCAAACCUUUGGUGAUGAAAAGCCAUGGAAAAAAGUCUGGGAAGAUUUCAGUCAGCCCUACAACACUGCGCUUUCUGUCACAACUGCUGUCAUUCCACAUCAGCUCCAUCAAUGUGAUGGUACUGAACCUUGCACUGUCAGAGUCUCUAUGGCACAUGACUAUUUCAGGCAUAACCUUGUUACUUGACCAUCAGAGCAAAAGGCUGGCAUGGGAUUUCUCAGUGGGGCAGCUAAGCAGUAAAGUGCUUAAAAGCAGUCAACUGGAUUUAUGCUUGGCUGAAGUGUCCCUGAGCCUGCUACUGUCAGGAGAUGUGAGCUUACCGGACAUGAAGCCUGGCUGUCUGUCUCUGAAUGUGAGGACACUCAUAGCAGAACUGCAUGAAGGACUAUUUCUCAGCCAACUCCUGUUGCCACCCUCCCCUAAAAAGAGCAUUCAGGGUGAAUCUGAAUUCGAAAACACAGACUUCAUCCAGACUGAGGCGGUUGAACGGUUUCAUCGGCUGAUUCCAAACAAGGUCAAUGUGGAAUUUGAUAAUACUAAUGUAACCCUGUCCAUGCACAGCCAGAAAAGACACCUGAACUGGACCCUGAAGUCUUUAAAAGUUUGCUAUGGACGUGACGAUAGCCAGCUCCCUCUAAAAAGCUUCACUCCUGAGCUGAACUUUCCCCAGAGCAGCAUGGAGCUCCAUCUGGAGGAUGGACUUCUCCUUUCACAAAGUAGACAAAGAAUCCUGUGUGUGAACACGCUGAAGAUGACCCUGCAGGUUACAUCUAUUGACAUCUCAGGGUCAUUCACAGUCAACACUUGCAUCAUCCACUACCGUCACCAGGAGUUCUCUCCUUGGCUGAAUCUAUUUCCAUGGGAACAGCUCAUCCACAGGAAGGCAGCACAUCGAAAAAGGCGACUUCCUCAUCUGGAUGCCCCCGUGAUGAUCACCUCAUCUGUGUCAAAUGUUAAUGUGUCAGUUCAACUGGGUGACACAACACCUUUUGCUCUUGGCUUCCUCUCUGUCAAUGCAGAACUGCAGCAUCUUCUGGACAUUAAAGUUGACACAGAGAGCCCAGAGUCUCAAAAUGUGCACCAGAGGGCCUCACUGUGCCUAGACAACUUCUGGUGGAGAGUGGGGCAGGGGUCUCAUAUCCAACAAGCACCCCACCCUCAUGGCAAACAUGUGUGGGGAGAAGCGCUUAUUUUAGACUCACUCACUCUUCAGGGGAGUUUCAACAGACCCCACCUGGAGUGGAGCAGUCAGUCUCCCAGUCUGAGUGUGGAGUCCAGUUUGAAAGGGCUUCAGGUGGAGCUUUCAGAGACGUGCGCACUGUGUCUUUCCCGUCUGCUGUCCCUCAUCUGUAUCCCUCGUGAAACACAGCUGUCAGAAGUGGCUUCAGUGUCUCCCCCUAGUGAAGAUGCUGCCCAACCCAUCCCCUCCUCGCAGCUACACCUGUUGUUUAAACUGGACUGUUCUUUGGAAGAUGUCAAUGUGUUUACUCUGUCUAACCUGGCAGGUGCAGUGUCUUUGCGUAUGGAUGCCGUUAGAGUCCUCAGCUCUGCAGAAAGCUCCACAUUGUCUCUUUAUGGUGUUAGCUUAUCAGCGAUCAAAUCAGUCACAGAGAACAUGGAGUCAUGUUGUCCUGCCUCACAGACCCCUAAUCCUGUGCUCAAACUCACCACUAUAGCCUUUAGUUACCAUAUCACCACCCACACCUUACAGGUUCAAUGUGAAGAGGAUCUCAUUGUUGAGUGGACGCCUCCAGACCACAUGGUGUUAUAUCAGCACAUGACUGAAGCUCAGGCAUGUUGGCAAAUGCUUUGUGGAGAGAAAGGCGUGGAGAGCCCAAACACACCCACAGUGGCAGAAACCAUUUCAGGCCACAGCAGACGUCUGUGUGUGCGGGUUGAACUGGGCUGCACAUAUCUGACAGCUCAUGUCAGUGAGCAGAACUACAUUUUGAUCCAAACAGAAGCACUCUCUCUUUCCAAGUAUGCUGCCUCCAUGCACAUACGCUCUCCCUCCAUGAUCUUCAACUUUGACGGCAACGAUAUUGUCACCUUUAAAGGGCUCGACGUAGAAACUCACGCAGAACUGACUGAGAUGCAGCUGCACAGAGACACUUUCCCUUUCCUCACCACUCCACAAAACCAAGUCUGGGUCCUUACUUGUCCUUCUCUGGCUGUUGAGUUCCCCUACCAGUACAGCUUCUCCAACACUUUUGACAUGGCGAUAAGUGUGCAAAAAUGGCUGAAGACUCUGCAUCGCUCCCAGAGCCAAGACACCGGGGUGCAAAGUCUGCCUCCUGACCUCGUGUUUAAAAUCAGCCAGUUCUCUUUUGUCUUCCUGGAUGACAUCUUUGAAAUCAAACUGCGUGACAACUACGAGCUGAUGAAGGAUGAGAGCAAGGAAAGUGCAAAGCGUCUUCAGCUCUUGGAUAAGAAGGUGGCAGAGUUGCGUAAGCAGCAUGGAGAGCUUUUGCCAGCCAGAAAGAUUGAAGAGCUCUACAGUUCUCUGGAGAAAAAGCACAUUGAGAUCUACAUUCAGCGGUCUCGCCGCCUCUAUGCCAACACACCCAUGAGGAAGUCUCUGCUAACCUGGACAGUGUCGGACCUGGAACUGGUGGCCUUGGCUGAUCAGUCUCUUCAUGGGCCAGAGAGGGUGAGAGAGCAGCUGAGGGACAUUGAUGGGGUCAGUCCCUUCCCGAGAGAUGGACUACCUCUGGUGGUUCAGUGGUGCCGUGCUGUCAAAGUCAAACUGGCAGCAUUUUUGGUGAGGAUUCGAGAUUAUCCUCGCUACCUGUUUGAGAUCAGAGAAUGGGAGCUGUCAGGACGUCUGAUUGGGACAGAGCAGGAUGGACUGGCCCGGGCUCAUCGCAAAGAGAUUGUCCCACUGGGUCCACCAUGGGGAGAUGUGAUGGUUCAUAGGAAUAUGCCACCUCUUAAGUUCUACUAUGAUUUUAAAUCGAGCAUCUCUCAGUAUACCAUUGUGUGGGGGCCAUGUUGGGACCCUGCCUGGACUCUGAUUGGCCAGUCUGUUGACCUGCUAACCAAACCCACAGUAGAUCCCUCUCCUCCUCUGGCCUGGUGGGACAAAAGUCGUCUCAUUCUGCAUGGGCGCUGGGUGAUGGACAUCGAGCAGGCCAAUCUUCAUCAGCUGGCUACAGAGGACCCAUACAACACUACAGAAAACCUGCACUGGGAGUGGAGUAAGCUGAACUUUGACUGGAACCCAGGCCAGUUUGUUUUUAAAGGAGAUUUAGACGUUAAUGUCAGGACGGCUUCAAAGUAUGAUGAUAUCUGUUUUCUACACCUGCCUAACCUGUGUAUGACCCUUGACCUUCAAUGGCUUUGCCAUGGCAACCCCCAUGACCACCACGCUGUUAUGCUCUGCUGUGCAGAGAGCAUUGCAGAUGUGACCUCAGGACAACCUCAUGACUCAUACAGAGCAUUUCGCUCUGAGAACCUCAACCUCUCUAUCACCAUGGACCUUAACCAGCACUGUGGUUCAGAAGCCUCCCAGCCUCGAAUCCUGUUGUACAGCAGCACUCUGCGCUGGAUGCAGAACUUUUGGGCCACCUGGACGGGUGUAUCUCGACCAAUCUGCAGAGGCAAGCUGUUCCACAGCCUCAGGCCUGUGCGCAAGAAGCUGGGUCAGCACUACAAACAGAUGUCCUACACAGCUGCCUUCCCACAACUACAAGUGCAUUACUGGGCCUCAUUCGCUCAGCAGAGGGGUAUCCAGGUGGAGUGCAACAAAGGCCACGUCUUCACUCGAGGGGCACAGAGACUUAUUCCACAGGCUGGUACUGUGAUGAGAAGGCUGAUCUCUGAAUGGAAUGUGACCCAGAUGGUUAGCGAGCUCUCUCAGGUGACGGUUCACCUGAUGGCUUCCACAUGGGAUGAGACAGCUGACCACCAGAUCAAUGCUCAGGUGAAGAAGACUCACCUUCUCAGCUUGUCCUCCCUGAGCUACCAGAGACAGAGCAACCGAAUGGAGGAGGAGGUGAACCAGAAUGAUGAAACUAACGCCUCUUAUACUCAUAAACUGCGCCUGGUGGAUCUGCGUGCUUCCUGGAACACAACUAACAGGAACAUAGCCUUCGGGUUGUACGAUGGUUAUAAAAAGGCGUCCGUGCUUAAGAGAAAUCUCUCAACUGAAGCUCUGAAAGGUCUUAGGAUCGACACGCAGCCCCAGAUGAAGAAGCUGAAACGCUCUCCCUCCAACUACUCUCCCACCACAGCCCCGACCACCCCUGUCGUGCCCACUGCCAGUAGAGCAGAAAAAAGUCAGAAUGAAGGAACAUCGAUGCUUCAGAAGCUGAUUGAGGAAACAGACAAGUUUGUGGUGUUUUCAGAGGAGGACUCAGGUGUCAGUGAUCAGCUGUGUGGUAUUGCAGCCUGUCAGACAGAUGAUGUCUACAAUCGCAACUGGUUUAUUGAGCUGGUCAACUGUCAGAUGAUGUUACGCGGCACAGAGACAGCAGGCUGUGUGCUGGUGUCUGCAGCAAAGGCUCAGCUCCUCCAGUGUGAGCACCACCCAGCCUGGUACAACGACACCCUGAAGCAGAAAACCACUUGGACCUGUCUCUUGGACGGCAUGCAGUACUUUGCCACCAUGGAGCUCAACCCGUCUGAGCAAGAGGACAGACAACUGUGGCUGGAGGUGAAAAACAUUGAGGAGCACAGACAGCGUAACCUGGACUCUGUGCUGGAGCUGAUGGAGAGUGGCCAGGCCGUAGGAGGAAUGGUCAGCACCACUACAGACUGGAACCAGCCGGCCCAAGUGAACGAGGCUCAGCAGGUUCAGCGCAUCAUCUCACGUUGUAGCUGCCGAAUGCACUACAUCAGUUACAGUCAUGACAUCAACCCAGAGCUGGCCACACAGAUCAAACCUCCAGAGCUGAGAAAUAACCACGAGAAAGAAGAUCUACUGAAAAAACAGGCUGGGGCUGUGGACACCUUCACCCUCAUCCACCAUGACCUUGAGAUCUCCACUAACCCCGUUCAGUAUGCUAUGAUCCUGGACAUUGUCAACAAUCUGCUAUUACAUGUGGAGCCCAGACGCAAGGAGCACAGUGAGAAAAAGCAGCGAGUGCGUUUCCAGCUGGAAAUCUCUAGUAACCCUGAGGAGCAGCGCAGCAGUAUCUUGCACCUUCAGGAGGCUGUCAGGCAGCACCUCGCUCAGAUUAGACGCCUGGAGAAACAGAUUUACUCCAACAUCAGAGCACUUGCAGAAGAACUGAGUGGAGAUGAACUGAUGGAAAUCAACACAAGACUGCAAAACCAGCUGAACCAGGAGAAGAACGACAUGCAGAUGAAGAGUGAAGAGCUCAACAUUCUCAUCAGGUGUUUCAAGGACUUCCAGCUGCAGCGGGCCAACAAACUGGAGCUGCGUAAGCCCCCGGAGGACGUGAGUGUGGUAAGGAGAACAGAGAUCUACUUUGCUCAGGCUCGCUGGUGUUUGACCGAAGAAGACGGCCAGCUCGGGAUCGCUGAGUUGGAGCUGCAGAGAUUCAUGUACAGUAAGCUGAACAAGUCUGAUGACACAGCAGAGCAUCUCUUGGAGUUAGGAUGGUUCACAAUGAACAACCUGCUGCCCAAUGCAGCAUACAAGCGUGUGAGGGUUGUACUUCGGCCCCAAAGCACCUGCCAGUCAGGACGCCAGUUUGCUUUGCGGAUCUUUAGUAAAGUGCGCCCCCCUGUGGGAGGAAUCUCUGUAAAGGAACAUUUUGAGGUGAACGUGGUACCACUUACCAUCCAGCUGAUGUACCAGUUCUUCAAAAGGAUGAUGGGUUUUUUCUUCCCUGGGAGAAAUGUUGAGGAGGAGGAGGUCACUGAUGAGGAAGACAAGUUCAGACUGGUUACCACAGGUAUCCCUGUCAAGCCUCGGCAGUUGUCAGAGGACACCAUGGGUGCUAUGGGCCCCAGCAAAGGUGUCACCCAAGGGCUGAAUCGCACGGCUGGGGUCAGGAGGUCUUUUAGGAAAACUCCAGAGUAUCCUGUAGACGAUAUAGAUAAGAUGAAGGAGCGAGCUGCUAUGAACAACUCCUUCAUCUACAUCAAGAUCCCACAAGUGCCCCUCUGUGUCAGCUAUAAGGGAGAGAAAAGCAGCGUGGACUGGAAGGACCUCAACCUAGUUCUUCCCUGUUUGGAGUACCACAACAACACCUGGACGUGGCUUGACUUUGCCAUGGCUGUGAAGAGGGACAGCCGGAAAGCACUUGUAGCACAGAUGAUAAAAGAGAAGCUGCGUCUGAAGCCAGCCUCGGGUUCAGACCUACGGGGGAAGACGUCAGAGGGGAAGUCAGACAACAGCCUGCAGCAGCAGGAGGAAGAUGAGAAAGCCCGGCUCCUUAUCGGCCUGAGCACUGCAGACAAGAGCUCCAGCAAAAAGAGCAUUUUCAGCCGGCGCAAGUGAGAAAAAAAAACAUCUUACAUUUAUAAUGUAAGAAUUUGACAGGUCAAUGGACUGUUAACACUCUCUUGGUAAGGAGAUCAGGAAACAAACAGGCUGCCUGUCAGAAUCGUUCUGGUUUGUUAAAGUCAAUGUAAAGGAGAGACUGCUGAGCAUAUCUUUCCUUUUGUCGGAUAUCUUACUGUAUCACAUGAGCCUGCUGAUUUUGGGGAAGUGCUUUGGGGUUUUUGUUUUGGAAAAAAUACUCUUGGCAUUUUUCAGAUUGGAACCUUCAAACAGCUCCAGAAUUACCCGGCUGCCAUUUUGACCAAACUCAAAUAUAUAAAGCUUAUUUCUGUGCCAUAAGAAUUGAACUCCCUGCAGCUUUCAGAAUAACGACCACUUGAGUUGCAAUGAAUGUAGCCAGGAAGAUUUAACAGUGUGUAGCUAGCACUUCACUGUCACCGUUUCCUCAGCUGCUACUCAUUAGCAGACCGACGGCACCUUUUCCUGCUGGCUCAGGAACACUUUAAGGAUGUACUACACAGGACUCCAUUAAAGCACCUUCAAUGCUUUAUUAUGCCAUAAAUAGAUAUGUAAGUUUUGUUAAUUCAAUCUAAAUAAAUAGUAUAUGGCUAUAUGACUGUCAAUGUGACAGGAAGGCCUUUUCCCACACAAACUUUAUUUUAUAUUUUACCUGAAAAUGACUGUGUUACUUAUUCUCUCUUUGUCUGUACCUCACCCCAGUGCAAUAUAUCCAGAAAACACAUGUUCAUGUGUUGUAUUAUGUGGCACUCGGUUUGAUGACAUUGUGGCACAGAAAAAAGCAGCUAAUUGCAGAGUGUAUGUUUUGUAAUUUUAAUACUAAAGCACUUUUUUAAGCAAGGUAUUUUGAUAUUUUUGUAACCGCAGUUGUUGUCUGUAGAUUCUUGUACAACUGUGCUGCUCCAGUGACAUUUCUAUUAAGAAGAAAAAGCCCUUUAAGUUAAACUGAUCAUAUCACAAAUAUGAACAUGUCCUCACAUUUCUAUCAGCUUUGUGUCUUGAUGUUUAUCUGUCAAUAAAAAUUUUAAGCCUCA
This is a messenger RNA of Cheilinus undulatus (humphead wrasse), 7985 nucleotides long. RefSeq names its product protein KIAA0100-like. Bases 214 to 6930 code for a protein of 2238 amino acids. The record is from RefSeq and is a predicted model, not a curated record. The transcript is spliced from 41 exons. Lineage: Eukaryota; Metazoa; Chordata; Actinopteri; Labriformes; Labridae.